AUGGUUUUUGGUGAAUCAAACUCCCUUUUCACAGAUUGGGAGAGGUGCUAUCAAAACAUCAUCACAUUCCUCAUGAAAGAGGAAAACGAGAAAGAAAAAACUGUGAAAGAACUUCCGGGCACUGUUAGUGAAGGAAAUUUAAGUGAAAAUGGACAAGAUGCUUCAAUUGUUUGGAGAUUAUUUGGUGCCUACGAUGGAUGCCAUUACUGGACAAAAACACAACCAAAUAUAGAAUUGAAGAUUCUCAGGGAUUAUUCCUGUUUGUUGGAAGAUCCUUGCUACUUCCAUUGGGGUAAACUAUUGAACCACAGUUUCAGUUGCUGUAAACAGUCGCCCGGUUCGGUUGGAUGCACAACUGGAAAACUUCAUGUUUGGAAUGGUACCGUUGAUGGUACAAAUGAGCCUUUAGAUGGCUUUGUGAAAACAAAAUCCUCUGGGCUAGGGAACAAACAAAAUGUUUAUGCUUUGGACUGUGAGAUGUGUUACACAGGACUAGAAUUGAGUCGAGUUGUCAUUCGUUCAUGUACCGGAUCGAUUGUGUACGAUCAUUUUGUCAAACCUGAUAAUGAAGUAGUCGAUUAUAAUACACGAUAUUCCGGAGUAACUGAGAGUGAUAUUCACGAUUCAACCGCCAAGUCAUUUUCAAACGUGCAAAGCGACAUUUUGAAAUUGUUCACCGAAGACACUAUCUUAGUAGGACAUAGUUUGGAUAAUGACUUGCGAGUUCUCAAAAUCCUGCAUUCCAAAAUUGUAGAUAAUUUCCUUUCAAGUAUUCCUUGA
Molecule: messenger RNA, 780 nt
Organism: Harmonia axyridis
Lineage: Eukaryota; Metazoa; Arthropoda; Insecta; Coleoptera; Coccinellidae
Product: putative exonuclease GOR
Exons: 3
Coding region: 1-780 (259 amino acids)
Cellular component (GO): nucleus
Molecular function (GO): nucleic acid binding; exonuclease activity
Source: RefSeq, a predicted model, not a curated record